Fopius arisanus is the source of this 1605-nucleotide messenger RNA. Its product is annotated as angiotensin-converting enzyme-like. The transcript is spliced from 5 exons. Lineage: Eukaryota; Metazoa; Arthropoda; Insecta; Hymenoptera; Braconidae. Gene Ontology annotation, molecular function: peptidyl-dipeptidase activity; metallopeptidase activity. The record is from RefSeq and is a predicted model, not a curated record. The coding region runs from base 1 to 1605 and encodes 534 amino acids. Gene Ontology annotation, biological process: proteolysis. Gene Ontology annotation, cellular component: plasma membrane.
AUGAGACUGAUACCUCUCAUCUUCUUGGUUCUCAUCGUUAAUUCAGUGUUGUGUAAUCUAGUUUCUCGUGAUUUCCAGAGAAUCAACUCCGAAUUACUGAAACUCAACCGGAUAAACGCGAUCCUGGAGUGGGAAUCGGCGACUCGACCUUCGGCGAAUGUUUCCAUCUUCAAGAAGGAAUUCUACAGGAUGAGGCAGACCUGGAGGGAGGGCUGGUGUGAUUUUUUGAGGAGAUCCCAGGGGCUCAGGCGGGAGAGGAUGAUUUAUAUUCUCUGCAGAGGACCCAUGUACUCCACCCAGCAGGCGGGCCUGCUCUCCCUCAUGGCGGAUGAUUUGCUCCUGAGUUAUCAGUCCAAACUGGUUUGUGAUUCCACUGGGGAUUGCUCUCGUGGAGAACCUGAGUUGAGGAGACUCAUGACCACCUCCAGGGAUGAACCCGUCCUCAGGUGGGCCUGGAGCUCUUGGAGGGACGGCUUCAGAUCCGUCAAGUCCAUGUUCUUGCAGUUCGUCGCGUUGGGAAACGAUGGGGCCAGGAGGAACGGAUACGAAGACCUCGGGGAAACCUGGAGGGAAGAAAUAGGAAUUCCGAACGUGAAAGUGAUGAUGGACAAGCUGUGGUCAGACGUAAAACAACUGUACCAUUUUCUCCACGCGGUAAUGAGAUAUCGAUUGCAGGAAGUCUACCCAAAAGUCGAUCCUCUCUCGCCCAUUCCUGCACAUUUACUGGGUGACCUGUGGAGCCAAAACUGGGGAGCCCUAGUAGACCUUCUGCAGCCAGACAACUCAAUGAUCUUAAAUAUAACGGAUUCCCUGAGGAACAAAAACUACAGUGUCUUGGAUAUGGUGAAGAGGUCCGAGGAUUUCUACGUGUCUCUGGGGUUUCCCCGGCUGCCCCAGGAGUUCUGGAAGAAUUCGGUCUUUACUCGAGGAGAUGGCGAUGGCAAUUGUCAUGGUUCAGCUAUAAAUAUGUACAAGAAAGGAGACGUACGCAUCCUGGGCUGCUUCGAGGUCAACGAGGAAGACUUCCGAGUAAUUCACCAUGAAAUGGGACAUAUCUACUAUUAUCUAGCUUACGAAGGACAAGAUGCUGUCUCCAGGGCUGGAGUUAAUUCUGCAUUCCACGAGAGCAUCGGAGAGGCAAUUCUUCUGGGAGUGAUGACACCCCAGCAUCUUCAGCGUCUUGGGCUUGCUGGAGACCCUAUUCUCAAUAGCAAUCUUGUAAUAUUAUUGAAAGAAGCUAUGAUCAAACUGCCGUUGAUUGCUUCUGCCUUGGUCAUCGAAAAAUGGAGGUUCCGAGCUUUCGAGGGAAAUCUAGAAGCGUCCGAGUUGAAUGCACUUUGGUGGGAGCUGCACAGCGAGAUCAUGGGGAUUUCCCCGGUCCAUCCCAGACCCGACAACAUCUUCUUCGAUCCACCUGCCAAAUUCCAUGUAAUCGCCAAUGUCCCUUAUAUGAGGUAUUUCUUUGCGAGUUUCUUACAAUUCCAGAUAUUCGACUCGAUGUGUCAAUCGGCAGUCACCGGAAAUAUAAAUAAUAUUAAUUUUUCUAUGCCACUUCAUAAGUGCGACAUUUACGGAUCGAAGGAGGCGACGAAAAAUCUCAGGUAA